Trichoderma virens Gv29-8 is the source of this 7635-nucleotide messenger RNA. RefSeq lists its product as uncharacterized. Lineage: Eukaryota; Fungi; Ascomycota; Sordariomycetes; Hypocreales; Hypocreaceae. The record is from RefSeq and is a predicted model, not a curated record. Gene Ontology annotation, cellular component: cell cortex; site of polarized growth. The annotation marks the transcript as partial. The transcript is spliced from 2 exons. Gene Ontology annotation, biological process: cell morphogenesis.
GUGCCAUCGCAAUCGGCGCCGGACAAUGCCCACGAGCCCGCCAAGUUCCCGAGGCCUGCGGCGAGGCUCGAUGAGGAAUCCGACUGGGACCAGACAUAUCGCCCUCCACCUCCAGCCUUGGACCCGGCCUUGCGCCAUCCUCCAGAACCGGCCGAAAAGACGACUCCUCUGCCCUUGGCUUUGACAUCACCGCGAACUCUUGGGCCUCCCCCGCGAUCCAACGUCGUUGAUCCUCCCCUCAACUCGGCCAAGGCUACCUCGUAUGGUCAUCACCGCCAGACGUCCAUCGUCCAUGGCAUCCAGCACUCAAGAAAUGGCAGCGGCGCGAGCUCUUCGUCCAACCCGCUCAGUCCUCAGAUGAUUGCGGCGGCUGGCUUGGGACUUGACCGUGUGGAUUUACAGACGGCCCUAGCGCGCUUAGAGGGAGAUGCCGCACCGCCCAGGCCUGUUGCUACACCGACUGGACAGUCGGCAAAUCUCAGCGAUGGAACCUAUCCGAUGAAGCGGUCGCCUUCCGGCAACGCUGUUACCCCCCCAGGCACGGCUCCUUCGCGAAGGGCAGAGCGAAUGCAUAGCAAGUCGAGGCGUGACCAUCCGUCACGUUCAUCCCGCCACCAUCGAGAUGAGCAAAAGACCGUGGGCGAAUAUGCCCUGCACGUGCUGUUUACUUCCUUCAUUGCCCAAGCAGAAGAAAAGCUGAACGAAUGUAUUACCACCCCGUUUGAUCCCGAACCUCAGAUUGACAAGAUAUGCGGCCCUGGCGUGGACCCGGCCUUCGACCAACUCAUUGUUGCCCUUGGCCAUAUCGCGAGCCCCAAGCCCAAAAACCUGAUAGACUCGAUGAUGCUCUGGAGGAAGAGUAAAAGCGAUGCUGCUAACGAGGCGAGGACGCAGCUGCAACAGUUGCGAGGUGGUCAGCCCAUGUCACCUCUGUUGCGCAGAAAUACCGAACCCGUCCCAAUUGGACCGGUCAUCUCUAAUGGAUCUGAUAGUGGCCUCUCUGGAGGCGGUAUGUUGGCUUCGAAGCAAGAGUUUGUAGCCCAGCAAGAGCGCCGCUCAACAGUUUCCAUCUAUAUCCUCUGCCGUGUUUUGCUCGAGGUCAUAUGCCAGAGCAGCCUGGCGGCCAUUACCCCAGAAGUGGAAGACAAACUCGAGAGUAUCAUCUUUGGCCAACUCAAGAUCGCCGAAAGUGAACAGCUGCUGGCCUCCCCUUUGAAGAUGGCCAAUUGGAACCUUUUUGCACUCCUUCUUGGACACAUGAGCGACAUAAACUUUGCCGGGGUCACUAAGAGGUUUAUUGAGGACCUUGACAAUUCCCUGAAUGAGCGUGUGGCCAAGAGUCCCACCUCUUUGUCUGGCCGCGAUGUCAAUGAGGGAAAGAUGGACCUUGUUCUGGGAGGUAUGAAGCAUCUUCGUAUCAAAAUCUCACCCGAAGAUGCUUGGGAACAAUCGUGCGACUUCCUCGUAUCACUGGGCCGCCUUUUCAAUAGAUCUCAUGGCCAAAGAGUGAAAACAGCCUUUUGCCAGAUUAUCGAUUUGCUACUGCUCGGGAUUGCCUCCAAGGCGAGCAAUAGCCACCUGAUGCAUCCCAAGUGGAUGGAGGUCGUGGCAGCCAUCGGGCCGCGGCUGGCACAAAUGUUUACGAAGCCGCGGCAUUGGGCUGUCGCAUUUCCGCUCACGGCCACAAUGCUCUGUGUUUCUUCGCCUGACAACUUCGGAGCCCAGUGGCUACAGCUGAUCCUACCUCUGCAGACAAAGGCAAAGGACCGACUGACGAAGCCGCUGUGUCUACAAGUUAUCUCACGCUUGGUGUGGACUUACCUCUACCGUACCAACGAUACCUUUCAAAGUGUGGCACGGAAGUUGGAUGACGUUAUUAAGCUGGUCCUCCCACCUUCUAAGCGUAGCAUUGUUGCAUCUGAUGCCACUAUCACGGAGCCCCUGAUUCAGAUAAUUCGCAUCAUUGGGUUUAAAUACCCCGAGUUCUGCUUCCGCACCAUAAUCUUCCCUCUCAUUAAUGCCGAGCUUUUUAUUGCCAAUAAAGAGCUCAGAGUUGAGCAGCUGGACCCGGACAGAAUUGUGGUUGGCAUCAGGGCCUUCUUGAGUAUCAUGUCAGAUUUGGAAAAGGGGGAACAAGGCAGGCCGCCGUUCCCCCAGUUAUACGAGUCGGGGACGACAGCAAUCGCAGAACGAUUCCCGGCGUCCCCCAUGUUAGCACCGCCUCGCAGUGCCUCCAUAUCUGUAUCGAGUUCUUCGACAAUACGAGAAAGUCACGUCUCACGUCCCGUCCUCACCCACGUACUGACGGAUGGUGUUCGGGAAUACUAUCUCAAGUUUUGCGAAAUCCUUGGAAAGAUCACCAUUGUGUGCGAUAACACAUUUGGUGGUCAGGCUGCCCUGGAUGAAAAGUUUGGCAGUCCUGGGCCCAAGACGCCAAUCACAGAAUCCUUUACCUUUUCUCGGCGGGAUGAGCAUCAAACUGCGGCAGACCAAAAGCAGGCGUUUUACGAGCUGCUGCAUGUUGCCGUUCAAGCACUCCCCCGCUGCCUCUCCGUCGAUAUACCCUUCAAUUCCCUAAUUAACCUUUUAUGCACGGGCACUGCCCACGUCCAAUACAACAUUGCCGAGUCUUCUGCUAACUCCCUCAAGGCGAUUGCUCGUCAGUGCCGCGCGCAGCAGGUCACCAUGGGGUUCGCACGCUUCAUCUUUAAUUUCGAUGAUAGAUAUUCAACUAUGUCUGACGGCGGAAUGCUUGGGGCUAACCAUAUCGAGAAUACGCUACGGCUCUAUGUCGAACUCUUGAAAAUAUGGAUAGAAGAGAUCCGGCAGAAGACAAGGGACGCCGCUGCCACGGGCGAAUCUGAGACCAAUGGUCCUGAUAAUCAAGCUCUUCAGCUCUCUAGUGUUUGGGCCGAAGUUGAUCAGGCCGAGGCGCAUGGGCUGUUCUUCCUUUGUUCCCAGUCACGACGCGUUCGGUACUUUGCCAUUACGGUCCUCCGUCUCAUUACCGAGUUCGACAAGGCUCUUGGGAAAAACACAUCGGAAGAAAAGGACUCGUUGAGGUUAAUUAAUGUUCUCGAGAAUGACUCAUCUCAAGUGAUGAACUUUGACGAUGAACACCUAUCCGUCGCUGAGCGUAGCAGACUUCAACGAGGCUUGCAGAAUGGGAAUGGCAAAGGCGCCCUCGUUGAGCUCUGCACCAGCGAGGUGACCUACGACACGACACUGUGGUUCAAGAUAUUCCCCAACUUGAUGCGGAUUGCCUUUGAAAAAUGCCCAUUCGCAGUCACAAUCUGUCGAGAUCUCAUCUGCAACCGCGUGCUUCAGAUGUACAAGCCCAUUGUCUACCUGUCUGAACCUACAAGAGGCCCAUAUCACACCGGAGAAGGCAUUCACAAUAACCGCCCCGUGCCCAGGUCACCCACUACUCAGCCAGAAUCGAUAGUGGAACAGUGGAAGUUGUAUCUCAUCUUUGCAUGCACCACUCUAGCAGAUCCAGGGAGUGUGCCGCAGAGCAUUCCCAAGGAUGCCAUUCAGCACACGCGCAAGUCCUCCAAACCUUCUUCGGCUGAUAAAAUUGUGACGGCGAGAACUCUUUUCAAAUACUUAAUUCCGCUCUUAUCCGCCACGUCGGCAUCCGUACGGGACGCUGUUGUCGUUGCCAUGGGGUCAAUCAAUAUUCACAUAUACCAGACCUUACUAGAGGAACUCCAAGGCCAGGUGUCUCGCUGCAACGACGAAGCCCGCGCCAGAAUCCAUCAGCGAACAAACAGUACCCCCCGCAGAAAUCGCAAAAUGGAUCUUCUGAGAACAGAAAUCACGCAUGUUUUCAAACUGACCUCGCAUUUUCUCAAAGAUCCAAUCGUUUACCAGUCUGAGUUCUUCCUCAACACCCUGACUGCGUACGCCAAGGAUCUCAAGCUCUUUCUAAUGGAUGGAGAAGUGCAGAUGGACUGGGAAUUCCAAAAGCUGCGAAGGUAUUACUGUGGACUCAUGGAGUCGCUGUUCGAAGGAAUCAACCGGACCAGCGACCCAACCCGCUGGAUGACGUUUGAAUCCCGUAAAUCGGCAUUUUCUCUCAUGGAGGACUGGUGUGGAUUCUCUCCUAACCAGAAUGAGGUCCGGGCUAGAGAAGACAAUAUGCGGCAGCACCUGAUAGACCAGCAAUCCUUGGGCGAACGGGGUACGGCCACUGCGGCCAUGGAAAUUGAGAAACGCAACCUACGGACUGCAGCUUUGAGUGCCAUGUCUGCGUUGUGUGGCGGGCCAAUCAGCUUGACGACAGAGAGCGGCGCCACCCUGCAGUUUGACAUUCGCCGAAUGCUUGCGUGGAUUGAAGCCAUUUUCAACUCGGGCAGUGACAAGAUGAAUGUCAUAGGCAGAAGGGCUCUAAAGAAUCUUGUGGUUCACAACAAAGAGUACCCGUAUCUGCUGGAGCAUUGCAUCGCGCGUUGUUACCUGGCUGACAUUCCAAAGGUUCUAGAGAGUUACUUCAUGGUCACUGUUGAAGUGCUGCAGGACCAUAGCGACUACCCUUGCCCCUUCUGGAAGCUUCUCGCGCUGUGCCUUUUUAUGCUUGGGAAUGAUCAAAGCGAAGUCAGAUCCAAGUCUUCAACUGUGCUGCGAAUCUUGGAGACUCGGCAACAAAGAAACUCCAAGAUUCAAGACUUUGAUAUCAGCAUCUCAGAUAAAACUCAAGCUGUGUACAAGCUGGCCCAGUUUGAGAUCUCAAAGCGACUCGCAAACCAGUAUACGGAACUUGCCUUCCAUGUCAUCUCUGAAUUUACCUUGUACUUUAAGGACCUUCAGCCGGCAGCGCAACGAAACGUCGUUGCGGUUGUCUUGCCCUGGAUCCAGGCGAUUGAACUGACGCUGGAUCCCAAUGGCGGCCCUACAGCGCAAUCCUACGUGCUUUUGGCAAACUUAUUGGAAAUUACAAUCAAGUCCGGGGGCGCGCUGCACAAUGAAGUCCAGGCCCUGUGGCAAGCUCUUGCUACCGGACCGCAUCUUGGGAACGUACGCCUCGUGCUGGAUUUCAUCAUGCAGUUGUGCCUAGAGCGGCGCGAACAGAACUUCGUCGAGUACGCCAAACAGAUUGUCGUCUUCCUUUCGACAUCCAACAGCGCACCUGGUGUCAAAGUUGUCGAGUUUCUGCUGAUGCAGAUCAACCCGAAAGCCAUGGUCCCUAUUGAAAAGAGGGAGAUGUCACAGGCACCGCCCGACACUAGCAGCUUGCCAUACUGUGCGGAUUUGGCAGAAGCCCUUCCUGUGGGCACAAAGCAGGCCGGGUUUUCUCUCGGUCAGCUGUCACUGAUUUUGCUCGUGGAUCUCAUGGUGUCUCCAGUCCACCUUACCCAAGAGAGUGUCCCGCUCUUACUGCAUGUCGUUACCGUGCUUUGGGAUCACUACACUCCAUUGGUCCAGGAGCAGGCUCGCGAGAUGUUGGUGCAUCUCAUCCAUGAAUUGGUCAUGUCUCGCAUUGAUGACCAAACAGACCCUCAUCACAAGGAAUCUAUUGAGGAGCUGAUAGAUUUGGUUCGUCAACAUGACCGCUCCGUCGUUUGGAGCUACGAAGACAGCAAUGGAAAGGUCAACGAUCAUGAGAACAAAGUUCCCCCCAGCAUGGAAUAUCUCACAAAUGAGGUCGUAAGAACCUUUGAGGUGUCAUUCCCGGGAAUCAAAGAACAAUGGGGUAGGUUGUCGUUGACAUGGGCUACCUCGUGUCCGGUUAGACAUUUGGCAUGCCGCUCAUUCCAAAUCUUCCGAUGUGUCCUCACAUCCCUGGACCAGUACAUGCUUGGAGAUAUGCUUGCCCGCCUUUCCAACACGAUUGCGGACGAAGACCCUGAGAUUCAAGCAUUCUCCAUGGAGAUCUUGACAACUCUUAAGACACUCAUCGUUAAGCUGGACUCUGAGAAGCUCAUCACCUUCCCACAGCUGUUCUGGACGACCUGCGCAUGUUUGGAGUCUAUUAAUGAGCGUGAAUUCCUCGAAGCGGUAGAGAUGCUAGACGAACUGAUUGGCAAAGUCGACUUUAGAGCCCCGAAUGUGAGGAGGCUGAUUGCAGAGGGGCAACCGAGUCGGUGGGAAGGCCAGUUUGAAGGGCUUCAGCCUUUACUUCACAAGGGCUUAAGAUCGUCGCUGUGUUGGCAGCCGACGCUCGAUAUCAUGGAUAAGCUCGUCAUGCUCCCCGGAGAUGGCCUUGUUGGGGAUGACAACCGGUUGUUCUUUGCUUUGCUGGCCAACUUUCCUCGUUUCCUGGACGAGCUAGAACGCGGUGGCCUCAACCCGGAGGCAUUAAACACGGCCAAGAUACUCCUUGCCGAAUCCGAUAGGCAAGGUCUCGAAGGCAUUGCGCUUGUUCUAGACGGCUUGAUUUCUGACCGCUUCCAAAUCGCCGAGGAUUUCAUGAACCAGCUCUUUGGAGCACUUCGCGAGUUUUACCUGCCGCAUAUGGAGUUUAAGAUGAUUACCUUUUUGAUUGGGCUGCUGACCAACUCCUUAUCCUGGGUCAAGGUCCAAACCAUGCGCAUCCUCUGCCUCGUUAUUCCAGAUAUCGAUAUGCGCAACCCAGAGAUUGCUGUUCACGGCUCCGACCUCAUCUCCCCGCUGCUGCGCCUUUUGCAGUCUGAGUUUUGCAUGGGGGCUCUCGAGGUAUUGGAUAACAUCAUGACCAUGUCUGGAAGCCACAUGGAUAAGCAGCAUCUACGAAUGAGCAUGGCUCGCUUGACGUCAAAGGCCGUGCGAAAGGAGUACGAGCGCGCUCAGAGCCUCUUUGGCAUUCCAGAAUUAUCUGGAUGGGCCAUUCCAGUUCCCGCCCGGAAGACGGAGGCCACAAGAGCCAAUAUCCACGCCGCUUUUUACAUGUGCCAAAGCGCUGAGGGCUCAUCAACCGAACCUACCCCCACUGCGGAAGUUGAAUUCCAUUCGGACGACUUUCCCUAUGGAUACUUUGACCCAUUGGAUCGGACGGAAACGAUGCUGUCUGAUGAGGCGCGGGUGGAUGUUCACCCGGGCGAUCUAGUCACGAAGCUGGAUAGCCUUGAUGACUUCUUUGACGAGCCUGCAAGUCCUCACACGGAUGAUGAUGGACGUUCCUCCCUUACCAUUACCGAAUUUACUCCCGAGUCGUAUGAGACGGGAACAGAGUUAUACGACGAACAAAUACUGCCAAUUCUGCAUGAAGCGUCCAAUAAUAAUACUUCGUUUCAAAACGGGUUUGUUGAUCGACCUGCGGCCGUCUUUUCUCGAGAGCAUGCUUCCAAUACAAUGACCCCGGGGGCAUUCACCGUUGGCCGUGUCUUGUCGCCCCCAACUCGCCCCGGCCUUCACGCUCGAUCCAUUACAUCGCCUUCGGCACCCUCGUCUCAUUACCCACACGAUUUUGCAUCUGAUGACGAACUAGUCAUUGGCGGCUUUUCAGACGCAGACGACGAAAGAAUCGACCUGGGAAGCAUGGAUGACGCAUCGUUUUCGCUAGGGAGCAACAGACAGGGCGCCCCGCAGCCAAACUUUUUACGCCUCACGAGCAGAUCUCGGGAGCGGCAGAGAGACAAGGCGCCUCCGCAGCCAGUGCCCAAGAUGUCGAGCAAGUUAUACGUGACGAAUAUACCUGGACAAGGUGACGUUAUCUAA